This is a messenger RNA of Cataglyphis hispanica, 3096 nucleotides long. Its product is annotated as ribosomal protein S6 kinase delta-1. Gene Ontology annotation, molecular function: protein kinase activity; ATP binding; phosphatidylinositol binding. NCBI's taxonomy places the organism in Eukaryota, Metazoa, Arthropoda, Insecta, Hymenoptera, Formicidae. The transcript is spliced from 6 exons. The coding region runs from base 301 to 2928 and encodes 875 amino acids. Gene Ontology annotation, biological process: protein phosphorylation. The record is from RefSeq and is a predicted model, not a curated record.
CGCGAAAGAAGUGACAGUUUUCUGUCAUUUUUACUUUACUCCGAUUUUUAACACAAUUAUGUGAUACAUAAAUUACAUUAAAUCGUAUAAAAAUGUGCGAACUGGUAUAAAAUAAUAUGUGCCUUCAGGCGCAUUAAUAUAAAUAUUGUUCUACGUUUAUAAUACGUGUGAUGAUACGGCGAAACUAAAAAAAUAAAAAUGAUUUUACAUUAGUUUACAUUUUUCACACUCAUGUCAGAUGAGAAAUCUCAAUAUUAUCAAAAUAUAGAAAAUUUUAUCGAUCAAUAUGUAAAUUAAGUAAUGGCACCUGCAAAAGACAAAUGGAUUAAACGUUUUAUAAUUACGGAAACAAGGCGGCAUAAGAAAGGCUUCACAAUUUACAAAAUUACAUCUAUGGUAUUUUUGAAAUCUUCUCGCGAAGAACUAUCAAAGGUAUCAGUAUGGAAACGUUAUAAUGACUUCAAAAAGCUUCACUCGGAGCUCAGCAGUUUGCACAAGUGUUUAGGAAUAAAAGAAGCCUUUCCAACUUUUCCCAAGUCUAAAUAUUUCGGCAGAUUUGAGACCGAAGUUGUAGAAGAAAGAAAGAGAUACAUCCUAAAUUUUUUGGAAUUUGUAGGACGACAUUCGUACUUAUACUCAAGUGAUAUUUUUAUAACAUUCUUUGAAACUAGUCAUGCGGAUAAUUAUGCUAACUAUUGCGCGCAUUCUUUAUGCUCCGAUACAUCGGAAGAUGAUCUCAUCACCCCUUUGAAUGAUUCUGCAAAUGAUAUUGCAGCACAAAAUCUUCAAGUACUAUCAAAAACAUCUCGCAAUGUUUUGACAAAUCCGUGUUCUGCAUUGCCAAAUAUUAUUUAUACGAACGAGAACGAAUUCGUAUCAUCUGAAAGAAAGAAUGAAUCUCUUAGCACUACCAAUUUACAGAUUGUAAAUGUGAAAAAGGAAGAACAAAGUUAUAAAACGGAAAAAUCGCAUGCGCAAAAUAUUAGAAGAGAUUGCGAUGCAGAUAUUAAGAAUAAAAACUUUGACAAAGACAAUGUAACAACACUAAGCAAUGUGUCAGGAUUUUAUAAUGUCAACAAUAACAUUAAAGAUUUUUCGAAUUGUAAUACACGUUCCACAUGUUCGAUAUUACAAGAGAAAGCGAAUACUUCAUAUCAGACACAGACGGAUUUUACGCAAUAUCUCUUAAUAGCUGCUGCUCAUAUGAGCGCGGCCUUCAAGCAUGAAUCUAUAGCUGAGUAUGAGGAAGCUUUCAUGCAGUACAAACUGGGAAUAUCGUGUCUUAUAAAUGGCGUGCAGUUUGAUCCAGAUAGUACAAGAGUACCGAGUAUAAAGGAUAAAAUAUCAAAGUAUUUAGCACGAGCUGAACAAUUAUAUAAUAGGCAUUUAAAUUGUAAUAUCUCAAUAGUGAGCAAACCCAUAUCAGAGCUUCAAUAUUAUAAAGUACUUAAGGUAAUAAAAUCGGUGAUGCUCGUGAUGGAUAUCCGUGCGAAUUGCAAAAGGAUAAUAAAAACUGUAGAAAGAUCUUCUAUUCACGAGGAUAAUAUAAGUGAUUAUAUAUUACGUGGACAGAUACCAUACAUGGUACAUUUAUGUGCAUGCAUUGAAACUGAAACAACUGUAUUUCUGAUUCUGCAAUAUGCAAGUUGUGGAAAACUAUGGGAUUUUGUAAGUCUACAUUACGAAGCAUCUGACUAUUUGUAUACUAAUGUGAUUUCAAAUCAUGUAUGUACAAAUAAACAUAUUAAUCAGGAUCUCGAUAACAAUGAAAAUAUUCACGAACCGAAUAAAACAGAAGAAAUUGUAGAAAAUAAUAAAUGGAGAAGGGAUCAUCAAUGCUCUGUAGAUGUCCUAAAUGAAAUCUAUACGGAGGUGCCUACCAUACAAUUGUUAGAAAAGUCACAAAAAUUGUUACAAUCCGUUAAUGCGACAUUGAAAAAAAGCAAUUCCAUCGCAAAUCAAUUAAAUGAAUCUAAGGGAUUGAGACACUCGAAAGAUACACUAUCAAUAAACGAGAAAGCUCGAGUAUUUCAAGAAUCAGAUUGUACAUUAUCUGAUAUUUAUUGCAAUAAAUCAUCAAAUAAUAUUAAGAUAGAUAACAUUAGUGAAGAUUCGAAAGACGCUAAUUCUUUAUCGAUAAGUAAUAGCGAGAAUUCGAAUAUAUCAAAGAACAUUCGCGUAUCUGCAUUAAAUGAAAAUUGCACAAAUCAUAAUUUACUCGCAAAUAAAACCGAUGAAUUAUUUCAUAACAAUUCAAAGACUGUUUCAAUACAGAAUGUCUUGACCGAUAAUGUAAUAUACAUCUGUAAAAAUAACAAUAUUAAAGAUUCGAUCGAUCGGACAAUUUCGUCGAACGUUAACUCUAGUAUUGAUGAAAUACAAUAUUCGCAUUCGUGUAAAGAAAAUACUAUGGAUGAAGAAAAGAUACUUUGGCAAAUACCUGAAGCUGUAAUUCGAUCAUGGGCGGCUGAAAUACUUUUAGCUUUAGAGGCACUUCAUCAACAAAACGUCUUGAUUCUUGAUUUUAAACCUGAUAAUAUUCUUCUCGAUGACGCAGGACAUGUGCGGCUCACUUAUAUUGUACCGCAACGCAAUGUGGAACUGUCGAAGCUAACUUAUCCAUAUUCGUCGCCCGAAUGCACAAUGUAUUCUCCAACUAUUCUCGUUACAUCCGCUACAGACAUUUGGAGUUUUGGAGUUAUUUUGUAUGAACUGCUUACUGGCAUUAUGUUUAUCGUCAAACAUCCAGGAUUAUUUCACUCACAUUCCACAGUCAACAUUCCUGGCAAGCUAUCAGAAAAUGCAAGAUCUUUGUUAUAUGGCAUACUGAAAUAUCAUCCGAAUGAACGAUUGACAAUAGAUGAAAUAAAGCGUCAUCUAUUUUUCGCGGGGAUUGAUUGGUCCAAUAUGGACAAUUUUCAAACGUAAUACUUAUAUUAGAUAGUUAAUAAAUUUCGUAUAAUUGUUAAUAAAAUGUUGAAUAUGUAUUUAUUAUUAUAAAGAUAUAAAUUCAUUUAUAUAUAAAAACUUUAUUUUAGUGUAAUACAAAUAAGUAGUUCUAAAAAUAGAAAUAAAAAAUUAAUUUAAUCAAAGAAA